This is a messenger RNA of Xenopus tropicalis (tropical clawed frog), 3111 nucleotides long. It is a transcript of the gene tmem126a, whose product is annotated as transmembrane protein 126A. The transcript has 5 exons. NCBI's taxonomy places the organism in Eukaryota, Metazoa, Chordata, Amphibia, Anura, Pipidae. Bases 2443 to 3039 code for a protein of 198 amino acids. The record is from RefSeq and is a predicted model, not a curated record. Gene Ontology annotation, cellular component: mitochondrial membrane.
GACAGGUCAUUUUAAUAGGACAGGGCUCCUUUAAAAUAACACAUGAAGAAGCCACAUCAGGCUGUAAUGAAACAGAUCAUUAAGUAAAUGAGAUGCCGGAUGUCAUGGAUGAGCAGGGAUGAUACAUGUCCUUUCUAUCCUCAAUUCAAUAACAUAAAACCCAUCGCAAUCUGAGCAGUUUUAGGUCAUUGGUUAAAAUAGUAUUUUACAUACAAAUGCUUUGCUACGUUCAUUUCCAAUCAGAUGUCUUUCAUGUAUAAUGAGAGCAAUACAGUUCCCAUCCGAGAUGGAGAUGAAAGGAAGGAAAUGAUGGAUUUGCCCACCUGUCUUCUUCACUGGCAUUCUUACAUGCAACUCUCCGGCUGGCACUGGCUUCUACAAUCAAAGCCGCACAGAUCUUUAGUUUAGAAAUAUCUCAAUAAGCCAAUUAGAGUGCAACGCUGAGGAGCCCACGUCCGACAGAUAGGAAUGUGUGAGUAGCUAAUGCCCGGGCAGGGGCAAUUAUCAGACUAUCCAGUAAAUCCAGGCACAAGUAUAAAAAAAUCAAUUGGAAUAUUCCUAGAACUCUUCUUAUCGCUGAGAAUUCACUGCCUGGGAGGAAAAAACAAUGUAGAAAAAUAUGAAUGCCCUCUGGGUAGAAAACUGCUCCAAAAAACAACUUUAUAAAGUCAGCGAGUGCAAAGGCAGUGAUCUCUGGCUGGCACACCAGUGGGUACCCCUAGAUUAUAUACCACGAAGCUGAUGAUUCAGGGUGCCAGGGGGCUUAAACGUCAGGCUGCACUGGCACACCAGCGGGUACCCCUAGAUUAUUUGCCACGAAGCUGAUGAUUCAGGGUGCCAGGGGGCUUAAACGUCAGGCUGCACUGGCACACCAGCGGGUACCCCUAGAUUAUAUGCCAGGAAGCUGAUGAUUCGGGAUACCAGGGGGUUAAUCAGGCGGGUACCCCUAGAUUACAAAGAAGAUGAUGAUUCAGGGUGCCAGGCUGCAGGGCACACCAGUGGGCACCCCUAUAUUAUAUGCCAGGAAGCUGAUGAUUCAGGGUGCCAGGGGGCUUUAACUCCAGGCUGCAGUGGCACACCGGCGGGUACCCCUAGAUUAUAUGCCAGGAAGCUGAUGAUUCAGGGUGCCAGGGGGCUUUAACUCCAGGCUGCAGUGGCACACCAGCGGGUACCCCUAGAUUAUAUGCCAGGAAGCUGAUAAUUCAGGGUGCCAGGCUGCAGGGCACACCGGUGGGUACCCCUAGAUUAUAUGCCAGGAAGCUGAUGAUUCAAUGUGCCAGGGGGUUGAACUCCAGGCUGCAGUGGCACACCGGCGGGUACCCCUAGAUUAUCAGGAAGAUGAUGAUUCAGGGUGCCAGGCUGCAGGGCACACCAGUGGGCACCCCUAUAUUAUAUGCCAGGAAGAUGAUGAUUCAGGGUGCCAGGCUGCAGGGCACACCGGUGGGUACCCCUAGAUUAUAUGCCAGGAAGCUGAUGAUUCAAUGUGCCAGGGGGUUGAACUCCAGGCUGCAGUGGCACACCGGCGGGUACCCCUAGAUUAUCAGGAAGAUGAUGAUUCAGGGUGCCAGGCUGCAGGGCACACCAGUGGGCACCCCUAUAUUAUAUGCCAGGAAGAUGAUGAUUCAGGGUGCCAGGGGGUUGAACGUCAGGCUGUAGUGCCACACCAGCGGGUACCCCUAGAUGCCAGGAAGCUGAUGAUUCAGGGUGCCAGGGGGCAUGAACUCCAGGCUGUAGUGCCACACCAGCGGGUACCCCUAGAUGCCAGGAAGCUGAUGAUUCAGGGUGCCAGGGGGUUGAACUCCAGGCUGCAGUGGCACACCGGCGGGUACCCCUAGAUGCCAGGAAGCUGAUGAUUCAGGGUGCCAGGGGGUUGAACUCCAGGCUGCAGUGGCACACCGGCGGGUACCCCUAGAUGCCAGGAAGCUGAUGAUUCAGGGUGCCAGGGGGCAUGAACUCCAGGCUGUACUGGCAGACCAGUUAGUAGCCCCCCAUAAAUAUUUCCCAGGAUGCCCAGCUGGGCUGACACUCAGGGUGCCAAGUGCAGGCUGGCAGUGUGCUCAGAUGGCAGAAAUGCAGUUAUCCUCGGUGCAUACCCUCCAUGUGCCAGGGUGCCGGUAGUGCCAGGGGCUCAGUGCUGCCCAGUGGGUGCCGGGCACCCAGGCAGAGAGGGGAUUAGGUGAGGGAGCCAAUCCCAGGCGGGGCACAGGGGGGGGCGGGGCAUGGUGCCGCUAAUCCGGCCGGUCCCACACACACUCAUGCCCGGUGCAGGGUACGAGCUGCCCGUACAGACCGGAGCCCCGGCUCAAGCUCCCGGCUGCCAUGUGAGGUCACCGCUGCGCGUCAUGUGACAGGCAAGAUGGCGGCGCCCAGGGAGGAACGCGGAGUGUGAGGAAUAUCAGAAAGUCGGAGAGCACAAGCAGCACAGAGAGUGACCCCCUCAAGAUGAAUUCACCCAUGAAGGUUACGAGAGAAAACAUUGUUGAGUUCCUGGCCGAAAGGUUCAAUCGGCUCCCAGAAAAUGAGAGGAAACUCUUUACCUACGGAUCCAUUUACAUGGGAAUAAACAGCGCAUUCGCCGGCCUCAUAGCCAAUAGCCUGUUUAGGCGCAUCCUCCACGUCUCCCAGGCUUGGGUCUCAUCCAGUUUACCGAUGGCGGUUUUGCCGUUCCUGACUUCGGUGGCGCUGUACAACGCUACGGUGACCACCCCCAUGCUUUCAGGUGACCUGAAUUGUGCCACCUGUACCGUAGUGAGGGGUGGAUUGGUCGGCACCGUUGCUGGAGGCCUGUACCCAAUUCUUUUGGCUUUGCCUGUGAACGGAGGACUUGCUGCCCGGUACCAGACAACCCCUUUGCCAGAGAAAGGGAACAUCUUGCGCUUCUGGACCACCGUAUCCCGGCCAGUCCUGAGAAAGAUGAGCUUCGUCUUGAUCCUUCAGGCCAUGUUUGGUGUUUACAUCAGCACCCGCCAUUAUGCAAUAUACGAGCAAAUGCUGAAGUUGCCGCCCCCUGGGACUGACAUGGAGGAGUUGCCACAGUAAUUGUUUUGUAUAUAUAUAUAUUUGCAAGGGGCUGUCUAAAAAGUGAGAUAAUAAACUUGUAUGUAAACAUUA